Molecule: messenger RNA, 1598 nt
Organism: Ictalurus furcatus (blue catfish)
Lineage: Eukaryota; Metazoa; Chordata; Actinopteri; Siluriformes; Ictaluridae
Gene: dkk2
Product: dickkopf WNT signaling pathway inhibitor 2
Exons: 4
Coding region: 753-1523 (256 amino acids)
Biological process (GO): multicellular organism development; negative regulation of canonical Wnt signaling pathway
Cellular component (GO): extracellular region
Molecular function (GO): receptor antagonist activity; co-receptor binding
Source: RefSeq, a predicted model, not a curated record
AUGCAGACUGUUGUUCCUUUGGUCUGCCGAUCUCAAUUUCCAGGUCCUUAUACUUGGAAAGUUUCUCAAUACAAUGGACAGAAAUUCUCUCUUAUGGAAUAGACACAUUCGGAAGGCAGCGUACCUUGUCUCUUGUGUGUUGGAGGUUGUUGUUGUAUCUCAGGCUUUUUGGUGGUGAAUUCUCAUGGGCAGAUCUCAGAGUAUCCCAUGUUGUUAGUUAAAAUUCGGUCACAGUGGUUGGCUGGUACCAUGCAUGAGAUGUUUAUAGUUUGUAUUAUUAUUAUUAUUAUUAUUAUUAUUAUUAUCCACAGGCUCCAAACAGCACAUGCAUGAGUAUGUGUAUGUGUAUGUGUCUCAUGCACAUCCUCCUCCUGCACCAUCCGCCCUUCAGUGCUUUAAUGGGGGCGGAGGGACAGAAAUCUAUAAAAGCGCGCGGGCCUCAUCACAGAGCCGCAACGGUGUACACCGGUACACGCGCACGGAUUAACCGAGAGAGAGAGAGAGAGAGAGAGACUGACUCCUGAUAACUAACUCAUCAGCUCCCUCCGCGUUUGGGUCAUACUACACUAUGCUGACCGCGUAAAACCUUUUUUUUUUUUUAAACAGUAUUAAAUCACAAAUUUAUCUUUUUUUUCCCUCCCGGACAUUACUGCACGGAAUUUUAUUUAUGCGUUUUUAAUUAAUUCCUCCAAACCCGCAAGCUCCCCGCAAAGAAAAGAGAGUUAAAGAAAAGCCCCGCGCGCUCCGGGAGGAUGCUCGCGCUGACGCGGAGCUCGUGCUGCUGCUGCUGCUGGCUGCUCGCGCUACUGCUGAGCCACGCGGGAGUCAAAGCGGCCAACCACAACAAGAACAUCAACUCCAUCAAAACGGCGCCGCUUGGAGAGGCACCCACCGCCACCGCCGCCGCCGCCGCCGCAGCGUCCACGCACCCGGGCAGCGCGGCUCACGCGCUGGCGAAGAAAUCCAACGUUCCCGUGCAGGAUUACAGCGGUGAGAAGCAGUGCAGCAACGAUAAGGACUGUCCGGCCAGUAGUUACUGUCACAGCACGCAGCACGCUCCAUCACGAUGCCUCACCUGCCGCCGGAGGAAGAAGCGAUGCCACAGAGAUGCCAUGUGUUGCCCCGGGAACCGCUGCAGCAACUUUAUCUGCGUCCCGUUCCCCGAGAACCUCAUGACCCAUCACAUCUCAUCUUUAAAGGAGCAGAAAAAGCUAAGCAAAGACAAAGCCUGGAAGAAGAGCGGGAAAGUCCAGACCAAGGUCUCCCUCAAAGGUCAUGAGGGCGACGCUUGUCUGCGUUCCUCAGACUGUUCAGAGGGUUACUGCUGUGCCCGCCACUUCUGGACCAAGAUCUGCAAGCCGGUGCUGCGCCAAGGCGAAGUGUGCACCAAACAGCGCAAGAAAGGCUCACACAACUUGGAGAUCUUUCAGCGCUGCGACUGUGCCAAAGGCCUGGUGUGCAAAGUGUGGAAGGAUGCCACGUCCUACUCCAGGUCCAGACUGCACAUGUGCCAGCGGACCUGAGAGGAACUAGGGAGCAGCGGCGAACGAGGGAGCUUCACCGAUAGGUCCUUCGUUCCCUCCAGGGAGCGAUGUGGA